AUGCUUUCAGAGGCUAUUCACUCGCUCGUGGACACCGGCAAUCAGGCUAUCCUUAUCUUGGGUCUGAAGCAAGCGUCAGGUGUACUGGACAAGAAACAUCAGUACGGAUACGGACGCGCUGCUUACUUUUGGUCGCUCAUCUCUGCAUUGGGCAUUUUCUGGUUAGGCUCCGGUGUGGCUGUUGUUCACGGGAUCCAGUCGAUCCUAGAGCCUCCAAGAGAGCUCACACUGGCAUGGGAGAUCUGGUGCGUGCUUGCGGCUUUUUUCAGCAUCGACGGAUGGGUGCUUAAGCGGAUCUCUUGGCCUGUGUGGGUGUUAUUAUUUUUUGCUGGAUGCGGCAUCGGGGCCAGUCAUAUUACCGGCAACACGCUGUGGGAUAGCCUCGCAAGUGUUUCUAUUGGUGUGCUUCUUGGUGGUGUUGCAGUAUCACUAAUCUGUCUGAACCAAAAGUAUCUAUUGGGUCAGUCAGUGGAGCCAGAAAUUGAGAAUGGUAUCCGUGAGUUGUUGCUGGCACGUCCGUCCAUUGACAACGUGUAUGCUGUCCAGUCACAGUGGGUUGGACCAUCGACAUUUAGCUUCAAGGCUGAAGUGGACUUUGAUAGAACGUACUUGGCAGCGAGACUAUUCCAAAUGUACAAGCCGGUAUUUUUGGAAACAAAGGAUUUGGAAAAUGAUCUAUCACUCAUUCUAUCCUGGUACGCAGAGGAUGUGACCCGUCUUGUAGAGAAAGAGGUGCAAGAGGUCGAAGAGGUGAUUCGUAGCAUUUACCCUGAGGCCGCCUUCAUCGAGCUGGAACCUGAUAGUAAGGAGUCAGAGAUGCAAGCCGUGUUAAGUAUGCAGACGAAGUCCUCCCGUACUAGUGAGCGAGAAGUUAUGACACGAGCACUAGCCCUCCUUGCUCGGACAUUAGAGCGCAAGACAACAGACGGUGAUCGUCCUGCUACUACUACCAGCGCACAAAGUUAA
This is a messenger RNA of Peronospora farinosa, 966 nucleotides long. The record is from the annotation of a GenBank genome assembly. NCBI's taxonomy places the organism in Eukaryota, Oomycota, Peronosporomycetes, Peronosporales, Peronosporaceae.